Molecule: messenger RNA, 2300 nt
Organism: Photinus pyralis (common eastern firefly)
Lineage: Eukaryota; Metazoa; Arthropoda; Insecta; Coleoptera; Lampyridae
Gene: Best2
Product: bestrophin-3
Exons: 8
Coding region: 184-2259 (691 amino acids)
Molecular function (GO): chloride channel activity
Source: RefSeq, a predicted model, not a curated record
AACCCUUGUUUUUGUUUCAGAUGGAGAGGAAGCGUGUACAAAUUAGUAUGGAGGGAGUUAAUAGCGUAUUUAUUUGUAUAUUAUUCAAUAAAUAUUGUAUAUAGGUUUGCUUUAAAUGAUCACCAAAAAAGAUUAUUCGAAAAAAUUCGUAUAUAUUUCGGACAACAAAGUGAGACUAUACCAAUGUCCUUUGUGUUAGGGUUUUACGUAUCUUUAGUAGUAACAAGAUGGUGGGAUCAGUACAAAAUGCUGCCUUGGCCAGAUACUUUAGCGUUAUUUUUAAAUGCGGCCAUUCCAGGCGGGGAUGAAAGACAAAGACUGAUGAGAAGAAAUAUAAUUAGAUAUAUAAUUUUAGCGUUCGUCAUUACGAUGCAACGGGUGUCUCUUAGGAUUAAAAAAAGGUUUCCAACGUACCAACAUAUCGUCGACUCAGGUCUUAUGCUGGAGAACGAGAAGAAGAUUUUCGAACUGAUGGACGUCAAGACGCCGAUGUCGAAAUAUUGGAUGCCGCUAGUUUGGGCGACCAACAUCAUCAAUCGGGCGAGAAAGGAGUCUCUGAUAAAAAGCGAUCAAAUUGUGCAGACCCUUUUGACUGAAUUAUCGGAUAUUAGGAGACGAUUGGGUGGUUUGAUUGGUUACGAUACGGUGUGCGUUCCGUUAGUUUACACACAGGUUGUAACGUUAACGUUGUACGCGUACUUCAUCGCUGCGCUGAUGGGACGACAGUUUAUACCAGACGCGCCAAAUUUGCAUGAGAAGAUCGAAUCGCCCGAUAUGUACUUUCCGUUCUUCACCGUCUUGCAGUUUUGCUUUUACGUCGGAUGGUUGAAGGUGGCUGAGGUAUUGAUCAAUCCUUUCGGCGAGGACGACGACGACUUUGAGCUGAACUGGAUGAUUGAUCGACAUAUCAAGGCUGGCUAUAUGAUUGUAGACGAAAUGCACGAAGAACACCCAGAACUCCUCAAAGAUCAGUAUUGGGACGAGGUGGUGCCCAAAGAGUUACCCUACACCGUAGCGUCGGAACAUUACCGCAGAGAAGAACCGAAGGGAUCCGCUGAGAAAUAUAAAGUAAAGUCAGCGGACGCAAUGUACGCUAAUUUGGUGACUCCCCAUAGGAAGAUAAUGGUCGAUGAUGCGUACGCCGAUUAUGAGAGCGUCGACACUCCAAUUGUAGAGAGGCGUAAAAACUCGAAUUGGUUUAGUCGGCAGAUUUCGAAGACGCGAGCGUCGGUGCGAUCUAUGUCGACCGCGUAUUCGUCUGGAGGUCUGUUCGCGCGUCAUCGUGGCAAUUCCGUAUACGCCAGUCCGGAAACUGGACAAUUGCCCGGACAGGUUCCUCCGCAAAAGAUGUCGAUUUAUGAUCGACUUGUCGGUCGAAGAUCAAGUAGAACCCAGAAGCUCGCGAAACAAGGGGGAGGAAAGCUGAAUGGUGGAACUGGCCCGAUUAAUGUCAAAAACAGACCAAGGAUACCGACGCCGGAUGUAACCAAGGAAGUAAUCGACAAAGAAAGUCGCUUUAUUUCCGCCCCAACACUACAAAACCAGAUGCCUCCAAGCGUGGCACUAGUUCCUCAUCAUUUAUCCUCUCCAUAUACUGGAGAGAUGCCCGUCCUUCAGGUGGUGCUGUCUCCUAUUCAGGAACUAGACGGUACCGGCUCUGUAAACAAUACUCUCCACGCGGGCCAGCCAGGCACAGCGGCGCUUGCCCAGGCGGUUUUGUCUCCUGGACUAGGUCCAGUAUUAACCACCCCCGUUAGUCUCCCUAUGACAGUCAGUCAACUUACAUCCCUCGGGCUAACGUCCAACGCAGCUAGUCCACUGCUAACCACCACCAACGUAAAUAUACAACCCAAAAGUCCCAUAUUCGUGCGCGCGUUUCACCCACCCACCCACACACCACCAGUACAGCACCACGUCGCACUCACAGAGCUGCACACACUAGACGACGAGACGGAAAGAAACAUCAGCAGUCGAAGCAGCGAGGCAUCCGCGGCGUCCGACGUCUCACACGCGUCAAAGGAAAGCAAAACCUCACACGCGUCAAACACGACGGCCUCAAUUGCCUCAAAGAAAUCGAACGAGUAUGAAGACCACGAGGAGGUCAUCAACAAGGGCGACUUAGUCAGCCUACUUCCCAGCAUGUCCUCCCCAAGUUCGAUCACCUCCUUCAUAUCGCACGAAGACAAUCGAAGCAGGAAGACUUCGAUAGCGUCCCAAAACAAUACAGGUUCCGCAAAAAGAGGGGAGGUGUACGUUUAAUACUAUCCACUGAAUUAAUUUAUUUGACGUUGAAAUUGUAU